CAUCGCAACAUAUAGCGCCAUUAGCACAAUAUGGCGGUACGGAGCGGUGUUUGAUGCGGCGCGUGAGGUGCGUUCCUAGCGUGCCUGGCAGCGGGACAAUAAUCGACGCUAAAUUACCGUAAGGUGGACGCAAUCGAUCAGUGAAGGUUCGGCUUAGACAAAGGUGCGCGAAAAUCAUCAAAAUGUCCAAGCCGGACGAGAAUGCAGACACCGGUGACACGGGGGACAACUCUAACGGCUCCUCGGCGGAGACCACGUCGUCGAGAGGCGGCGAUUUCGAGACGAAGCUGGAGACGGAUCGCAGCAAGCGAUUCGACUAUCUGUUGAAACAGACUGAGAUAUUCUCGCACUUUAUGACAAACAACCAGAAGGACAAGGCCGGCAGUCCCCUGAAGGUUAAAGCCGGCAGGCCGCGGAAACAACCGGAGAAUCCCAAGUCGGAUUCCGGCGAUCAUAGGCACCGUAAGACCGAGCAAGAGGAGGAUGAGGAACUGUUGGCGGAGAGCAACGCUAGCGUGGCGCCCACCACGCGUUUCGAGUCGUCGCCGCACUACAUCAAGUCGGGUGAGCUGCGGGACUACCAGAUACGCGGCCUAAAUUGGAUGAUAUCGCUCUACGAGAACGGCAUAAACGGCAUCCUAGCGGACGAGAUGGGCCUCGGCAAAACUCUGCAAACCAUCUCCCUGUUAGGCUAUAUGAAACACUUUCGAAGCAUUCCUGGCCCUCAUAUUGUUAUCGUGCCAAAGUCUACGUUAGCCAACUGGAUGAACGAAUUCAAGAAGUGGUGUCCCACCCUGAGGGCAGUCUGCCUGAUUGGUGACGCAGAAACCAGAAACACUUUUAUCAGAGACGUUAUGAUGCCUGGCGAAUGGGAUGUGUGUGUGACGUCCUAUGAGAUGGUGAUCAAAGAGAAAUCGGUGUUCAAGAAGUUUAACUGGCGUUACAUGGUGAUAGAUGAGGCACACAGAAUCAAGAACGAGAAGUCAAAGUUAUCAGAGAUCUUGAGAGAGUUCAAAACUGCCAAUCGACUUUUGCUGACCGGUACUCCCUUACAGAACAAUCUCCACGAACUGUGGUCCCUCCUGAAUUUCCUUCUUCCAGAUGUUUUCAACAGUUCAGAUGACUUUGACUCGUGGUUCAACACAAACAGCUUCCUGGGCGACAAUUCUCUGGUGGAGAGACUGCACGCUGUGCUGAGACCAUUCCUGCUGAGACGGCUGAAAUCUGAGGUGGAAAAGGGGCUCAAACCCAAGAAGGAGAUCAAAGUAUACAUCGGCCUGAGCAAGAUGCAGAGGGAGUGGUAUACCAAGGUGCUGAUGAAAGACAUUGAUAUCGUGAACGGCGCGGGUAAGAUAGAGAAGAUGAGGCUGCAGAACAUUUUGAUGCAGCUACGUAAGUGCUGCAAUCACCCGUACCUGUUCGACGGCGCCGAGCCGGGGCCGCCGUACACCACCGACGAGCACCUCGUGUACAACUGCGGCAAGAUGGUGAUACUCGACAAGCUGUUGCCAAAGCUGCAGCAGCAGGAGUCUCGAGUUCUAAUAUUCAGCCAAAUGACGAGAAUGCUCGACAUCCUGGAGGACUACUGCCACUGGCGAACGUUCCAGUAUUGUCGGCUGGACGGCAACACCGCUCACGAGGAUCGACAACGGCAGAUCAACGAGUACAACGCACCCGGCAGCGAGAAGUUCAUCUUCAUGCUGUCGACUCGCGCGGGCGGCCUGGGCAUCAAUCUGGCGACCGCAGAUGUUGUCAUCAUCUACGAUUCCGACUGGAAUCCGCAGAUGGACCUGCAGGCAAUGGACCGCGCGCACCGUAUCGGCCAGCAAAAGCAAGUGCGGGUCUUCAGGUUCAUUACGGAGAACACGGUAGAGGAAAAGAUCGUCGAGCGGGCUGAGGUGAAGCUGCGGCUGGACAAGCUGGUUAUCCAGCAGGGCCGGCUGGUGGACGCGAAGCAGACGGCCUUGAACAAGGACGAGAUGUUGAAUAUGAUUAGGCACGGCGCGAACGAGGUGUUCGCCUCCAAGGACAGCGCCAUCACGGACGAAGACAUUGACACGAUAUUGCAGAAAGGCGAGGCUAAGACUGAGGAGAUGAAGCAGAAACUCGAGAGCUUAGGCGAGUCUUCGUUGCGCAACUUCACGGUCGACGCGCCCACGGACUCGGUGUAUCAAUUCGAGGGCGAGGAUUACCGCGAGAAGCAGAAGAUACUUGGCCUGGGCAACUGGAUCGAGCCGCCUAAGCGCGAGCGCAAAGCCAAUUACGCGGUCGACGCUUACUUCCGCGAAGCGCUGCGCGUGUCAGAGCCAAAGGCACCGAAAGCUCCAAGGCCUCCGAAGCAGCCAAUAGUUCAGGACUUCCAAUUCUUCCCGCCGCGCUUGUUCGAACUCUUGGACCAGGAAAUUUAUUAUUUCAGGCAAACGGUCGGCUACAAGGUCCCCAAGAACCCUGAAUUAGGUUCAGACGCUGCCCGGAUCCAGAAGGACGAGCAGCGCAAGAUCGACGACGCCCAGCCGCUCACCGACGAGGAGGUCGCCGAGAAGGAGAAGCUGCUUCUUCAGGGCUUUACCAACUGGACCAAGCGGGACUUCAAUCAGUUCAUCAAGGCGAACGAAAAAUACGGUCGCGACGAUAUCGAGAAUAUCGCCAAGGAAGUCGAGGGAAAAACCCCGGAGGAGGUGAUGGAAUACUCGGCCGUCUUCUGGGAACGUUGUCAUGAGCUACAGGAUAUAGAUCGCGUGAUGGCGCAGAUCGAGCGCGGAGAGGCGAAGAUACAGAGGCGCGCCGGUAUCAAGAAGGCGUUGGACGCCAAAAUGGCCCGAUACCGCGCGCCUUUCCACCAACUCAGGAUAGCGUACGGCACGAACAAGGGCAAGAACUACACCGAGGAGGAGGAUCGGUUCCUCGUCUGCAUGCUGCACAAGCUCGGCUUCGACAAGGAGAACGUGUACGAGGAGCUGCGCGCCACGGUGAGGUCGGCGCCGCAGUUUCGAUUCGACUGGUUCGUCAAAUCCCGCACCGCACUCGAGUUGCAGCGCCGCUGCAACACCUUGAUCACCCUGAUCGAGCGCGAGAACCAGGAGCUGGAGGAGCGUGAGAGGCAAGAGAGGAGAAAGAAGGGCGGCAGCAUAGGUACGAAGCCGACGUCGAAGCGGAAGCAGGAGAAUCUGCCGGCGCCUCAGGACAAACCACGGAAAAAGAAGAAGUAAAUCGUCGUUAGCGCGACCUCCUCGCCGGACUCUUCUACUCUUCUUUUUUAAGACUCUCUUUGAUCACUCCGCAGACGCGACUCCUUUACGACUGAAAUAUGGAUCAUAGGUAUCCAUCACGAGAGAGAGAGCGAGAAAGAGAACGCUUUUUUCUAUAUUUACAAUUUACUCCUCUCGAGCGCAUCGAUUUUGUAAACACCGACUCCAUGACUCCCACCUAUUUCAUAUUUCAUCGUAAUGAGGCACACAUACACAUAUUUUUGGUGAACGUGUAUUGCUUUGGAAAAGAAGCUAUCAAAAUGUAAAAAGUGCAAUUGCAUUAUAAAUACACAAUAUCGAAACCCGAAUAUCGAUAAUGUCUUGAAAUUUUUCCGUCAUUUUAUCAAAAUUAAAAUUGUCAAAAUAUUAUAAUUGUGUCAUUAUACUACCGAGUGUAUCGAUGUCUGCUUAUUUGGAUACAGCAAGAAUGUAUCAAAAUAAGUAGAUAUUGUAGCACCUGUUGUACGCAUUGUUUUCGUGGUGAUUGUUCUUUCUUAGGAAAAUUAUAUUUUAGGAUAUUGCCUCGAUAUGUAUGCACAGAUUUCGAUAUUAUGACUUUUCGGGGAUUGUGUCGCUGCACCCGAAUUUUGACAUCGGCCCUUAUUCUGAGCUUUCUUUCACCGAUAAAAGUGUCCCUCUAGAUGUGCUCAUUAGUCAACCAAAAGGUUUAUGAGUCACACAUUUAGGGCCGAUUCCAACUUCUUAGUAAGUUAAAUGAUAGUUAAAUCAUGUCUAUCUUUAUUUUCCCUUCAAUUUAGACAAGACAUGAUUUAACCAACAGUUAAUUUACUAAGAAGUUAAAACAACCGGUCUUUAGGGACACUUAUUAGGUAAAGGAGUCGAGACUAAGGGCCUCUUAUUUUACGGAGCAUAGCACGUCUCACCACGUUUUUUGGACAAUUGUCGCCGAAUUCGUUAAGGUCCAACGAACGAUUUCACAUGUUUGUAAUGACGAAUUGUUAUAGGUAAUUUAUCAGCUCGUAGAAAUACGUAUCUGUGUAAUGUGUCGGGCGUGAGUAGAUUCAAGCUAGAUCUCGCUUAGUGCCGCAGGAACGUCGACUAGACUUUUAGCAUUUCCCAACGGGCGUGGAUAGAAUUACAGUCAUUGCGAGUGCUUUUUUCCCCGUAUGCUCAGUGUUGAUGGAUGCCAGGAUAUGAGACGUAAUAGAGAGACAGAGAGGAUGCUAUUUAUUUCUUCGGAUCUAACGAGCCGUGUAAGUUGUUUCAUCAUCGAUCGAAAAUCUUCUUUUACUUCUUAUUCGAUUGGACGAACCUUAGGAUUACGUAUUACCGAAUAUAUUUCGUGCGUUACUUAUUCUUAGCGUCCCAGAUAGGGUGAGAAGAAUGAUUCCUGUUCGAAACUUACGCUAGUUUAUAAUAAUGCGGCUCAUAUAAUUAUGUCGUGUGUUAUAACAUUCGAUUUAUUGGCGGAAAAAAUGUCGGGAGAUGUUUUGUUGCUACGGCAUAUAAUUGGCAAGUAUAUGCUCGCUAUCAAGCGAGCAUAGAUAUUAUAUCUAAACGAAUAUUUUAUUUGAGAAAUUACUCGCGAGAAUUGCGCGGGAAUAUUGAGAUAACGGUAAAUAUAUUUCUACUUUUUGGAAAUCUUAUCUCAGAAUUCGGCUAGCGCCUUAAUCGAGUAUCAAAUCCAAACGCUUCUCCUAAAGAUGUAUUACUUAGAUCAUUUUGAUAUUUAAGUUUACACACGUAUGCACACAAGCGCACACACACACAUACACACGAAAGAAUUCGUUCUGCAAAAGAUACAGUUCGAAAUUUUCGAUAAUAAAUAAAUCUUAUCACGAA
This is a messenger RNA of Odontomachus brunneus, 5051 nucleotides long. RefSeq names its product chromatin-remodeling complex ATPase chain Iswi (gene Iswi). Lineage: Eukaryota; Metazoa; Arthropoda; Insecta; Hymenoptera; Formicidae. Gene Ontology annotation, cellular component: nucleus; chromatin. Gene Ontology annotation, biological process: nucleosome organization; regulation of transcription by RNA polymerase II. Gene Ontology annotation, molecular function: ATP binding; DNA binding; nucleosome binding. The transcript has a single exon. The record is from RefSeq and is a predicted model, not a curated record.